AUGGAAGGAGAGGUAAAACUCAAUAUCCCUGCAGAGAAAGCAUGGGAAAUGUACAGAGACAAUGAGAUCAUUAGCAAAAUAAACCCUGAAAUGCUUACAAGUGCUGAAUUCAUUGAAGGCGACGGUCACCCGGGAAGUCUCAGACUCUUCAAACUCGGUCCUGCUGUGCGCAACUAUGUAAAAGAAUCAGUGGAGAAGAUAGAGAAGGUAGAGAACGGUCGGUCUGUGACCUAUCGCGUCAUUGGAGGUGAACUGCAGAAAAUGUACGAUCCAUACAUUGUCACCUUCUCAUUCCUUCCUGCCCAAGAAAAAGGAAAAGACGAAGAGAUGUGCACUGCAAAAUGGCAAGUUGAGUACGAGACACUGAUCCCAACAACUCCCCCACCAGAGAAAGCAAGAGAUGCUGCUCUAGCAUUUCUCAUGUGGUUUGAUAGGUUUGCUUCAGCCUAA
Molecule: messenger RNA, 450 nt
Organism: Malus domestica (apple)
Lineage: Eukaryota; Viridiplantae; Streptophyta; Magnoliopsida; Rosales; Rosaceae
Source: RefSeq, a predicted model, not a curated record